Strongylus vulgaris is the source of this 1311-nucleotide messenger RNA. Lineage: Eukaryota; Metazoa; Nematoda; Chromadorea; Rhabditida; Strongylidae. The record is from the annotation of a GenBank genome assembly.
AUGAUGGCUUUUGAAUUUGCCGUUUUUAUGAGGUACUAUCUUGUGUUAAGAACGUCUAUAAUAGAUGACAGUGUAACUGCUAGUAUUGAUCCGUGUGCAUCUACCCAGUCUGUUCUUGGCGGAUCAGCACCGAUCGCUUCAAAUCCACGAUCUUUUGUAUGCUCGGACUGUAAUAUCGGCUUCAGAAAGCAUGGUAUACUUGCGAAGCAUUUAAGAUCUAAAACUCAUGUUAUGAAGUUGGAAACUCUGAAAAGGUUGCCAGAGGAUUCGCUAUCGUUGAUUACUAAGAGGGACAACGGAGCAUGUCUUAAUGGUGUGGAUACUACCGACUGUGAAAAGGCUCGAAAGUCGCUUUAUGAAAUUGUUGAAACGAUACGGGCAGAAAAUCAACGCGCUUCCAUGCAAAUGGCUGCGGCUGUGGCAGCCGGCACCGCCAAGCCAGCUGUCCAAACCAUUGUUACGGAUGGCCUCGAAUGUCACGAACAACUUGCUGCUUCCCCAGCCCCUAUGGCUGUUGUGUCAAAAAAGGUGGUUGAACAAGUGUUCAAUGGUCAGCGAUCCGAUGGCGAAGAGACCAUACUGCAGCCUCGACCAAUAAAUGAAGCAACGACGCCUAUGGUGGACGCCAAUUGUCUUCCUCGAACUAGAUGUGAUCCCACACGGUCAAAUUCUACAAAUCCGCUGAGGCGUGAUGAAGUUCCGAGCAUAAAGCUCGUGUCCGCUAAUGUAUGGAUACCUCCGCGCCCUGAGGACCGUUCCAACUCAUCUCGGGACCCAAACAGUAUCCGAGCUGUACAGGAAGAGAGAAGUACAUGCUCAUCACCGGUACUGCGGAUCCUAAACAGUAAUGGUCAUGCGGCUUCGCCGUUAAUGCCUCAAGGCACAAAGUGUCAGAUAUGUGGAGUGAACGCUGAAUCCCCAAUUGAUUUGCAGGUUCACUUAUACUCAGAUCACAUCUCAAUACGUGAUGGGAAAGACCUGAAGUGUCCGAAAAGACAUUGUGACAAAGUUUAUCCCAACAAAGAGAGUCUGAGAAUGCACAUUAUUGCCCAUUAUCAGCAACGUGUUGAUGCAACUCCUGAAGCUCGAGAAGAUGACUCAGUUUCAUCCGUGACUUCGGCCAUGGCAAGUCGUCUGGCGGAAGAUGUUGCUGAUGCGCGCGCUUCUCCCAUGUCUGACGCUAGUGAUGGCUCCUGGCCGAGCCCUGCUAGCGUUGAAGUUUCGCGCUCCGGAACAGCCUCCGAGGCAAAGAAAGCUCAGGAAGAAGAGGUAAAACCAAAACUCCUUAGGCUAGAUGCCAAUCUGUCUUAA